Messenger RNA from Leptidea sinapis, 6537 nucleotides. RefSeq names its product cathepsin O-like. Gene Ontology annotation, cellular component: lysosome. Bases 72 to 1157 code for a protein of 361 amino acids. The record is from RefSeq and is a predicted model, not a curated record. NCBI's taxonomy places the organism in Eukaryota, Metazoa, Arthropoda, Insecta, Lepidoptera, Pieridae. Gene Ontology annotation, molecular function: cysteine-type endopeptidase activity. The transcript has 6 exons.
UUUGGGCCAGUUGUGGUGGUUGUUUGUUUUUGUUUUAUAUAUUUUUUGUAAUUUGUUCACAUAAUAUUAAAAUGACGAAGUGGUGGAAUUGGAUUCUUGGGAUUGCGAUUGUGUGUUUGAUGCUGUUAGUAAUACCACUAACGUAUACUGGUAGUAAAAGCAAAGAAGAAUUACGUCCACUGUUUGAUGAAUAUGUAGAAAAGUUUAACAAAAGUUAUAAAAACAAUGAUACCGAAUAUGAAAUGAGAUUUGAACACUUUGUUGCUUCAGUGAGAGAAAUAGAUGCACUAAAUGCAGCAUCAAGAGGACCAGAAGAAUGCAGAGCAAAGUACGGUCUGACACACAUUUCGGAUUUGUCAAAAGAAGAGUUUGCUGAAAUACACCUGUCUGAUGAACAACCACACAGAAGAUGGCAUGAGAAUACAGAACACCAUAGAUCCUCUGAAGAUGACGGCCCUCACAACAAUAUCUAUAUUAUUAUUAGAAGGAAAAGAGCCACUAUGCCGCUGAAAGUUGAUUGGAGGGAAAAGGGUCUGGUUGGUCCAGUGAAGGAUCAGGGCUUGUGUGGCGCAUGCUGGGCGUUCAGUACAAUAGGGGCCAUGGAAACCAUGGCCGGAAUCAAGAGUGGGACCCUGAAAUCUCUGAGUGUCCAGGAAGUGAUAGACUGCGCAGGUUUGGGUAACGUGGGAUGCUCUGGCGGCGACAUCUGUCUGCUUCUUGACUGGCUGCUGAUGACCAACACGGCGGUGCAGACAGAGUCGGAGUACCCGCUCAAGUUGGCCAACGGAGUGUGCGCGGCGAAAAAGAACGCGACCGGCGUCCGGGUGGCCAAGUUUACCUGCGACGAUUUGGUCGGAGCAGAGGCGAAGAUUCUGGAAACUAUAGCGACACACGGACCCGUGGCAGUUGCUGUCAACGCGCUCACGUGGCAGAACUAUCUCGGAGGCAUCAUCCAGUACCACUGCAGCGGUGCACCAAUUGACCUGAACCAUGCAGUAGAGCUGGUAGGUUAUGACUUGACUGGGGAGGUCCCGUACUACAUCGCAAAGAACUCGUGGGGCAAAGGAUUCGGUAUAGACGGUUACAUCAAUCUUGCGAUUGGCACUAACAUAUGUGGCUUGGCGAAUGAGGUGGCCUCUGUUGAUGUUAUCGUAUAGGGCACGAAUAAAACAGAAGAGGCUGACGAUACGGCCAAUCAUAGAUAAUUUAUACGUCUAGAUGGAGUCUCUUGCCGUUAGACAACCGAUAAAAACAGCCCAGCUUUAAUACUUUAGUGUGCGUGACGCGCUCCGUCGUACAAUCGCGAUUUGUAUGAAACUUUUAAGUUAGUGUGCGUGCACGGUGCAUUGCUCAAAAUUGAGGUUAAUUCUAAACUCAAUUUUGUUCGAUGUUUUCACAGCUGUCUAACGGCCAUUACCAAUAUUCAUCUCUUACUUGUGAUAAAAAUCGUAAAUGUCGUUGAAUUUUCUGCUUCUCCGUACACGCUGUCUGUCAAUGGUACGACGUAUAUCUCACCAGCGAUAGAAGUUUAUAUGGAAAUUGCAAUUCACGCGUCCCAAUAUAAGGCGAUAAGAAUGACUUAUCGAGUGUAUUGGGACAGCUUCAGAUUAUUGACAGCUAAUUACUGACAGUAGAAUGUAGCAAUUGAUCUGUAUCUGUACGUAUAAAUGAUCUAAAGCGGCCAAUGUUGGGGGCUCAAAAGGUGGUAGGUACAGUAAAUAAAUCUACCAAAAACUACCAAAUAUAAUAGUCUUUGGCUAGUGCCUGCACAUUGAAAAUAAUGAUUUUUGCUUCCAAAUCAUGUAAGUAGUAAGUAUUGUACUGUUAUUUUCGUACUAAUAGUAUACUACAGUUGGUUCCAAAAUUAUCACGGAGAAAAAUCUUUUUUUUUGACAUAGAUAACUUUUAUUUUAUAAAGAUUUCCAUCUACAAAUAUUUGAGUUUAUUGGCGAUUCCUUGGUGCUCAGAUGAUGUUGGAUUGGUAUUUAUAAAGUAUGUAAGUUUUUAAGGAAAUCCUUUUAAAUAAAAUAUUAUUAUCUCGUAAAUAAGGCAGCCUCUGUUAUGUCAGUACUAAAGUAAUUUGAUAAUGUAGAAUCGGUCUAUGCUGCGUAAAUACAAAAAUUCCCACCAUUAUUGUAUUUUUGAAGCUCUCUUUUCGAUCAAUGUACCUAUAAAUUAUGUACAUUACUGAGAUUACUUAACUUAUAAAAAUAUUUUAGAAUUAUAUUAAUCCUACCAAAUGGUAGGAAUUAGUGAAAUGUAUAGAGAAGUCUUGAAAAUGUUGCUACCUGAUAAAAUUUGGCAGCUUGGUAUAUGUUGUGAUUUAAGGAAAUAAUUGGCAAUAUUUUUUUUGAAAUUUUAUGUAUUUAGUAAUCAUUGUUAAUAAUCGUGUUAUCUCGAAUUUGAAUGUGCCUUGAUUUACACCUAUAAGAUUAUUUUUGUAAUUUUAAUGUAAUGAAAUGAAAAAAGCGAUUCACUCGAGUGUAUGAAACGUGCAGCCAUUGAUAGAUUGACAGAUGACGGCUAUAAUCUUGUAAAAAACGGAGACAGCCGAAAUCCACUGCGUUUUAUGCAACUGUUCGCUUUCAAACUUAGCCGGAUUAUACUUCGUCGCCAUUCGCCGUACUGUAAUUACGAAUAUUUCAAAGUUUGUCAAAUCACUGCACGUUUCUUACUAAACUAGAUUUUAAUUUUUACUCAGGCAGUACCGCCUCUUAUUAUGGAGUAUUUACAUCCUCUUUGAAAUGUUAAAUGUUAUGUAUUCGGUAAUUAUUGUUAAUUAUCGUGUUUUAUCUCGAAUUUGAAUGUGCCUUGAUUUAGACAUCUAAGAUAAUUUUUUUAAUAUUAUACUAACCUAACCUAACUUUAACUUUUUUUUUCAUUUAUUUCAAAAUGCUACAAUGUCGACAUUAAAUAAACACACGGGUAGGAUUACUUAACCGUAAUCAUAAAUGUCAACGCCAGAUUUCCUAUCGUCGGCUGGAUUAAAUUAAAUUUUAUUAUUAUAUCGAGCCAUACACCUAAACCUAUCAAACAAUUACUCUAAUGUUACUCCAUUUACCUACUCUGUCAAUCAUACUUCAUCUAUCUGUCAAAUACAACAUUCAUUCAUUCACUCUUCUAUUUCAACUACUUGCACACGACACCUCAACUACACAAGAACUAUUUUAUCUAAUCCUGUAACGAAAUAUACAUCUUUAAGAAGAUAUCAAUCUUUCUUUUGUUCAUCGCGAACAAUAUAAAAUAUUAAUAAAACACACACAUUACCCACCGAUAUAAAUAAAUUUUCCAUAAUAUCAUUUCGGAGCAAACUGUAAGAAAUCUAGUGGCCGCGCGCUAGUGUAAGCACUGUCACCAUGCUUCGUACCGUCUUAUGCCACGCAAGGGUGAUUAAAAUUUUGUUUCUUAUAUAUUUUCAAAUUUGUUUGUUUGGAAAUUUGAUAAUUUAAUUAAUAAACUUUUAAUUUUAGAAUAAUUUUUAGCUCUACCCGUGUGUUCAUUUAAUUUCGCCAUUAUAUCGCCACGCUGGAUAAAAAUUAAAAACAUGCAUUAGCUAGAAAAUCGCAAUAGUAAGUUCCUUUCCAUUUUUUUUAUUUUUUCUUCGAUACUUUUAGAAUACUUUGUAUUCAUACACAGGCAUAUUUUUAUUAAUAUACUAGCGGAACCGACAGACGUUGUCAUGUACACAUGUGUUAAAUUUGAGAAAUCGGUCCAGGCGUAAGGAUAUAUCACUAACAUACGCAGGGGAAUAAACACACGUACAGAAGAAUUAUAUAUAUAUAAAUAAAGAUAAUCAUAGACAAGCCACAGUGAAAGAUUUCCGGCGUAAUCUCGUUUCAUAUAAAGUACUCAGAGAGUAUAUAUAAAAAUGAAUUGCUGUUCGUUAGUCUCGCUAAAACUCAAGAACGGCUGGACCGAUUUGGCUAGUUUUGGUCUUGAAUUAUUUGUGGAAGUCCAGAGAAGGUUUAAAAGGUGAAUAAAUAUGAAAGUGUUCGGUAUUAAAUAAAAACAACAAUUUUGUUUUUCCUUUCAUGUGUCCUCCUUCGUCCGAUAUUUGUUUUGUAUGGACAUAUUUUCUAUAAGAGAAUUUAUUGACGCACGGUUUGACAGUUCUGCUGCGAAACAAUUUCAUUACGACAGCAGGGUGCAUAUUUUAUGAAAUAAUUCUUGAUGAUAUGAAAUAUUAUUGACAAAUUAAUAAAAUACAUUAUUUUAUUUAUUAUAUACAGAACAACGUCUGUCGGGUCAACUAUUUACUAAUAAAUAAAACCUUGAAUCAAUUUGCAGAUAUUUUUAACGAAUUCAUAUUUAAUUUGUUUUUUUCAUUAUUAUCAAUUAUCGUUGUUAGUAUAUUACAUAUAUACCUAGGAGUAAGUAUACUAACAGCCGUUUUCAAUAACCAAUCUAUCCCUAUAUUAACUUACUAGAGGUAUACAAAUCUAUCCUUUUACGCUUACUUACAUUUCAAUAACCUUUCGACAUAAAGCAUUGGACUAUAUUGGACAUAACUAUAGAAAGAUAAGAUCUUGUCAUUAAACGGUGACAUUAACGGAGCAAUGUAUCCGUAACUAGAGAUACGUUAUUGAGAAUGGCCGUAGAUAAGUUUUUAAGAGUCUCGUAUCUAAAUACUAAUUUACCUUAAGCACAGUAGACAUAUGUACCAGUACGGAAACUCCCUACAAACGUUCGAAAUGACACUCGUACAAACAUGCGCAUCGACGAGGCCUCUAAGCAGUUUUCGCGGUCAAAGUGACUCGAGUGUCACGUUGUUAUUUGUUUCCGCGAUCUUUUUAAAAAUGCCAGCGUAUUGCGUGGUAUACGGCUAUUUGAACUCGGCUCCAUCAAAACAAAUAUUUUUACUCAAAAUAGGAUUUAAAAUCACUUAUUGAACGUCAAAAACUACGAUUAGAUCGAUUAUUAUAAAUUCGUGAACAUAAAUUAUUCACAAUUUACACUAAGAUGGCGGCUGCAAUAUUUAUUAUAAUUUUUUUUAUGAGUGUGGUUUAGUGGUUUUCUAGGAUGUUUUUUAUAUUUAUUUAUUUUGGACAAAAAUAUUUACCUACAUGUGUUUUGUCAUGGUUUUCGCGAGUGUUGAAACCAAUAUCAACUAGUGCUGCCAAAAUGAAAAUUUAAGAUGGCGGCUGCAAAAAGUUAUCAAGUUUUUUGUCACGCGUGUCGUUUUCAUGGUUUUCGAGGGUGCUGAAAUAGAUAUUGAACAAAUAGAUAGUGCUGUCAAAUGUUAAUCCAAGAUGGCGGCCGCAUGAAAUUGAAAAUUUUUUCGCCAUGGGUGUUAUUUUCAUAGUUUUUGAGGAUGUUGAAACUGAUAGUGCUGUCAAAAUGUAAAUCCAAGUUGGAGCUACAUGAAAUUAUCAACUUUUUUAUCAUGGGUGUUGUUUUAAUGACUCUCGAGGGUAUUGAAGCCGAUAAUGCUGGACUUAAAAGAAACGAAGACUGAAAUAAAAUUAUGUGUCACCGACACUCCCGAAAAUAUCAAAAAUGAUACCCAUAUUCAUUUUAUUGAAAAUGUCACAUCCGCCAUCUUGGAUCUUGAAAUGGGUGUCAUAUUUGUAAUUCCGCUCCCGAAAAUCUCGACACUCCUGAAAAUCUCGAAAAAUCCCAAUUUGAUUUUAUUGUAAAAGUCACAUCCGCCAUCUCGGAUACUCACGAAAACAAUAAUUGCCCCGUCUAGACAUGUUCGUGGGGACGAGUUUCUUAAGACUGUGGUAAAAGUGAAACUUCAACGGACAAAGUUUAAAAAUGCAUAUUUCAAAGCUUCCCGGUCAGUUAAAAAAAACAUUCACAAAAAAAAAAUUCCAAAAAAACAUUCAAAAAAAUGUUGUUUAAAAACAUUACAUAACAGUCAUCACGUAGACUAUAAUAUUGCAUUAAACACUGUAUAGCUAUCAUACAUACACUAUACAUAAAAAUCGUACGCUUUUUACUUUUUUACGCUCUGCAACGCUCCAUAAGGAACUUCGUUCCAAAACUGCUUUUUUAAAGUCGGUUAGAAAAAUAACCUGACAACCCUAUUGAUUCAAUAGAGUGUUCGCACAUAUAGGUAAGUAUUUUAUCAACAAGGCUUAGUUUCCGUACUCAUACAUAGUAUGUCUACUGUGCUUUAAGUAAAAGAGUCACUCAACUGACUUCAACUGUCACUUAACGUUAUAAAUAUAAGUUUAAAAAAUUCUCAUUUAAAUGUGCCUUUUAAUGUGAUAAGUCAAUUAUUCUUGCCAGUAAAUAGAUAAAGGGUGAUAAAUUCUGUAUUAUCUUAAAUGCGUGGAUCUUAUAAUUAUUGUUACUUGUAAGUUUCAUGAUUUCACAUUCCCUUAGCUUUAAUAUAUUUUGCUAAUAUUAAGUUCUAUUAUUAGUUUUAGAAAUUGGCAAUAAUUAUUUUUUUCUCAGAUGUAUUUUAUGUAUUUUUAUAUACAGUUUUUUUUUUGAAGACGUUGUAAGAGGUUUUUUUUUCUCUGGGCGUGGAGAAAGUAUUUAACUAGGUAUAUCUUUUUGUAAUUUUAUAAAUAAAUGUUUCAAAUUUUA